This is a messenger RNA of Pecten maximus, 10916 nucleotides long. RefSeq lists its product as uncharacterized. The record is from RefSeq and is a predicted model, not a curated record. Gene Ontology annotation, molecular function: telomeric repeat DNA binding; telomerase RNA binding; protein binding. Gene Ontology annotation, biological process: nuclear-transcribed mRNA catabolic process, nonsense-mediated decay. NCBI's taxonomy places the organism in Eukaryota, Metazoa, Mollusca, Bivalvia, Pectinida, Pectinidae. The transcript is spliced from 26 exons. The coding region runs from base 71 to 4570 and encodes 1499 amino acids. Gene Ontology annotation, cellular component: telomerase holoenzyme complex.
GUAAUCCAAAAUGGCGGCCACCUAGCAAUGUUUCGUGGGACUUGCAAAACUACGAGUUUUUCUGCAAACUAUGAGUUCAGCAGCGCAAGUUUUAAGACAAGCAGAAGCUCUCAAAGCAAGUGUAUCAGAUUCAAACAAAGGUAUAUCAGAAACAUGGGUGGCCAGACAAAGACUGGAAGAUCUGUACAAGAAACUGCUGUUGAUGGACUUGGAGUAUGCUCUUGAUAAGAAAGUAGAGCAAGACCUAUGGAACCAUGCUUUUAAAAAUCACAUCAAUAGUUUACAGUCCCAAACUAAAGAUAAACAGAACCCAAAGAGAGGAGAGACCCAAGCCACACUGAACCUAUUCUUGGAGACAGCGAGUGGGUUUUAUCUUCAGUUGCUGCAGCUGGUAUGCACCACCUUCAAACUGGAUCUCCCUUUCAGGAGGAAAUCUUCAUGUUUUGGCAUUUUAAAGGAGAAAAUUCCCUUGAAGGUUAAGAUAACACCUCCGAAGAAAAGUUCCUGUCUGUACAUCUGUCAGCACUGUCUGGUUCACCUAGGGGACAUAGCUCGUUACCGGCAGCAGAUAGAGCAGGCUCAGACUUACUACUGGCAUGCUGCUAACCUUCUGCCUUUUAAUGGCCAGCCCUACAACCAGCUGGCUAUAGUGGAGGCAGCCUAUGGAAACAAGCUUUCCACGGUGUUCUACUACAUCCGUAGUCUGGCUGUCAGACACCCCUUCCCAGUGGCCGCAACCAAUCUGGAGAAACUUUACAACAAACUGGCCAAAGAUCCGUGUGAGUUAAAAGGGAAGCUGUCUGUUAGUGAAAUGAUCACAGCCUUCUUACAGUUCCAGGCCUUUAUCCACAUGUGUGUUGAACUCCAGAGAGCCGAGCUGCUCAGUGAAAAGCUAGUAGCGGCUUUACCAGCACAUGUUACAUCACAGAGCUUUCCAUCAGGCAUUCUAGUGCAGAUUAUUGCUAUCAACAUCUUCGCAAUGCAGCAUGCUCGUCGACAGUUGUCUUCUGACACUGAUGACCUCAGCAAUGGACACCUAUAUGACACGUUGACUGUGGACGAAGAGACAUCAUUUCAACUUAUGUUCAAGUUCACAAUACUUGUACUAGAUAUCCUGCUACAGUACACACCAAAACAAGAACAGAAGCUGCGUGAUUUCUUCACUUUGCCAGCUGUUAAACUUUUGUUGGACUGGUUCAAACUCAAUCCAGAACACCUGUAUAAUCCUGUCCUGAAAACAUCAAGCCUGUGGGUGAACUUGUGUAAAGUUCUGAACAACAUUCGCCCACCAUCUGCUCCCAAGGAUGGUAAACAUGACAUCGACAAGUAUGAAGAUUUACCUCUGACAGAGGAUGCUGAACUUCGAUGUUUUCAGCCUCUGGAAAAGGCACACAGUGGGUUUAGCUUUAGCAGAGUGCCAAGUGAAGGUCUACCAUCAGAAGUGGAGUCCCAAUUACGCUGUCGACGACUGUUGGCCCAUGGUCACUGGAUUGCUGAAGAAUAUCCCGGGUUGAACCUCAUGAAUAUCCAAGCUAAUAAAAUAGGAAAAGUACAGUUUACAGCCCCAUCGGCCCCAGUUAAAGUUAUUGCUGCCCCAUCAGCCCCUCUCAAGGUUGUCUCUGCUCCUUCUAAGGUGAUUGGCACGACAUCAGUACCAGUCAAGGUCAUGUCCCCCUCAGUGUUGGUCAAGACUGGAACAACAGAAUCACAACCAUUUCAAUCUAGUCCAGAGAGAAAGCCAGUGCGACAAAAUGUGGCUAUACAGGCCAUUAUCCAAAAACAAAGUCAGACCAAUAAAGACCAGGGGGGAUGGGGGGGGGAAGGAUACAACAACCUUACAGACAAGGUAGAGUUUAUAGUUGACUCACAGAUACAACAACCUUCAGACAAGGUGAAGGCUGUAGAGAGUGUUGAGAGAGGUGGUAAGCUGUGCUCCCCUAAAUACAUACUUGGUGUUCCUACGAGUGAACCUCUAUUUAUGAAACCAAGUGGAGGCCGGCCGACAUCUGGGGGUUCAGCAGGGACUGGAAGGCCUCCAACACAGACUCCUCCACGCCUACAGAAACAACAUCAGCUACAACUUGCCCAGCAACAGAUGCAGACUCAUUUAGAGGAGGAAGAGGAUGUAAAUGAGGAGGAACAAUUGUCAUGGCAACCCCUGCUGGAACAUCAAAAGACUUCCCAGGAACAAAUCGGAAAGCAGACAAAGAUAGGUUGGCAGCUGACAUCACAACAGUCUGCAAAGGAAGCCUCACCUCAACAGACAGCUGGGUAUCCGCAGACAGAAUCACAGUUUACUCCUCAGCCAAACAAUUCCUCGUUAUCACCAGGACAACAGGUGGCGUCACCUCACCAGCAUCCAAGGACCUCGCCUCACCCAGCCCAGUCUCCCAAACCUGUCAUGAUUCUUCAGUCAGACUUCAGGUCACCCCCUAGGAAGCCUGUCAUUCAGCAACAAAAUCAACAAGAACACCAUCAUCAACAGCUGCAGCAACCACAACAGGAUAAUUCUGCAUCCUCCCCAUCCAGUGAAUUUGACAUGAUGGGUUACCCCCGAAACAUGACCAAUCACGAUGGAGGUCCAAUUAGAGGCGGGAACUUUGACCCCAGCAUAGCCUUUAGAACCUCAGGACCAGGCCAGCAUAAUAAUUUACCAGGUUUUCAGCAAGAGCGCUCUCCACUUCAGGGACAACUCCAAAGUCAAAGUCAUGAAGUGUUAAGUGAUAAUGUAGACAUGAGAACCUCACAACACCAGAGACAUGGGAGGUCACAUCCUGCUGGAGUUAAUGACCCAAAUAUGCCCUAUAUAAAUGCUGCUUCAGGAGCAUCUAUAGCAGGUGAACAAGGAAACAACAUGAGGUCACCCUCUCAGCAGGGGAGUCAACUGGGCAACCAAUUUUCUCGAAAUCAACCUCCACCAAAUAUGAACAUGUACUAUGGACAGCAGGGCAACAUGUCAAGGUCUGCCCAGGGUAGCCAUAUGAACCACAUUUCUGGGUCUAGCACUGAUAAUAUUCCUGGAGUAGGUGGGCCUCCCAAAAUUAACCACAUCAACUACUCUUCUGGUUCUGGUGCGGACAAUAUUCCUGGGGCAGGGGGUCCAGAUAUGGGAGCAGGAGUUGGUGGGAUGGAAAAUAUGACUGGGGGCCAAUCAUUCAAGGGACAAUCAAGCAGAUCAUUAAUCCCAGGUCCAAUAGCCACGCAUCUACAACAGCAUGGGCCCCCACCCCAGCAAAGUCAGCUCCAGUGUGGUCCACCAUCUCCGCAAAAUCAGCCACUCAGAGGACCACCUUUGCAACAAGCUCAGCUGAGAGGACAGCUUGCACAACACAAUCAGCAACAAAGAGGGCCACAUUCACAUCAGAGAGGUCCACCUCCACAUCAGAGUCAGCAAGUUAGGGUGCCACCUCCACAACAGAAUCAGCAACUAAGGGGGCCACCACCACAACCGAAUCAGCAACUCAGGGGGCCAUCCCCACAGCAGAAUCAGCAACUCAGGGGGCCGUCUCCACAACAGAAUCAGCAACUCAGGGGGCCACCACCACAACAGAAUCAGCAACUCAGGGGACCACCCCCACAACAGAAUCAGCAACUAAGGGGGCCAUCCCCACAACAGAAUCAGCAACUCAGGGGGCCGUCUCCACAUCAGAAUCAACAACUUAGGGGGCCACCCCCACAGCAGAAUCAACAACAGAGAGGACAACAUUUUCAGACACAUCCAUCUCACAGUCAAAGUUCUGUCCCAGGGCAACCUCCGCCAUCUCACGCCCAGCAGCCUCACCCUCAUCAGCAGCCCCAGCAAGGUGUCAACCCUGCAUACCAGGGGCCCAUGUUUAAUCCCAUUAACUUCUUGGCAGGCAUUAGUCGCUUUAACCUUGGGAACCAGAACUUUAGCAACAUGGAAGGACUGGACCUAAUGAGACAAAAUCUAAAAAAAGAGGAUCUCUCUCCCAAUGCUGCUGACAUUCUUGGGGCACUCUCACUGCUUGCAGUACAGCCACCCCGAGGUAUGCAGGACACCCUGAUGGUACCAAAUAUACAUUCUUCCUUCCAAGGUCAUGCAGAGGGAACACCAAAACCAGACUCCUCAUCCCCGCCAUGUAGAAGUCCCCUAUUGACACCAGAGAUGGAACCUCGGCCCCCCAGUCAGGUGACGAUGUCAAAUCCAGCCUCUCAGCAGCUGGGUACCUACACUCUGUUCAGCAACUCGCCCUGGUCUGUCCCGCUGUCCACGACUGACACCAAAAGUUUGGCAUCCUCGCCAUUUUCCUCCGAGUCCAACAGUAUGAGGAACUCUCCUGAUCCACCAGUGGACAUAGAUGGCAAGUCUGCGAGUCAUGGCUUUGAAAUGGGACUCCGGUUUGGACCCAAUGAAGAACACAGUAGGCGGGAGAAAGGGGGACAACCCAUACCACAUCCAGAGGCCCCACCCACACAGGAACAGGGGGGACCUGGACCAUUCUUCCCUAGUACUUUCCAGUCUAUUUGGUCGUCAGGAUCAUCAGCUGGUCAGUCACCAUUGGAAAGACUCCUGGAGAAACAAAAACGACGCCAGAAUGACCCACAUUGAAGGGAGACUGGGGCCAGGGAUGUACAUCUCCGGACUUUCUCCUCAGCCUGCACACAAUAUGUGUCAACCGGCUAUAUCAACACAUGAUGGCACUAGAUGUCAACAGCAGAUAUGUUUUAACAUAUUAAUGUGUCAACAUGAUGACAGAUAAGACAACAUUGUCAUUGAAGCCUAUGAUACCUUGUCUCUGCUGGAGAGGCAUCGUCAGGAGCAGACAUGGUGAUGUGGUUACAGAUAUCAUCAGUAAAGCACCUGUAGUAGUCCACCUCAACAGAUCUAGUAACAGCCUACAGAUUUACAUGUACCUGUUGGCUAUAUCAAAAGAAAAAAAGCAAGACUGACAUGCAUUUCUGUAGAGAUGAGUGCAGUGUGUCAGCAGGCGAAAUGUAAAUUGGAUUGACAUUUACAGAAUAUGUCAGUAGAGAUACAGAACAUGUCCAUAGGACAUACAGAGUGUCAGUAUAGAGGUACAAAGUGUGUCAGUAGGACGUUCAAAACGUAUCCGUAGGACUGUUCAGAUACAUCUCUGAUUUACAGAGCAAACUUUUGACAUUGUGUAUAAAUUAAGGGUGAAAUGUGAUAAACAGUUUUAGCUUGCACUUAUACUAUUUUUGCACAGAUUGUGAAUUGUAAAUAAAUUAAAUUAUAUGACAAAUAAUGUCACCAUUUAUUCCAGGUUAAUGUAUGUAUACUGUUUACGUAUUACGGUUGAUUCAUACUUCCAAUGGAAAUAGGAUCAUCUGUCAGAAUGAUUCAUUGUAUAUCAUGGAUUUGAUGUUUACUGUUAAGACUAAACUUGUACUAAGAAAAACUGGAUGUUUUCAUCUGAAAUCUCUUAAAACAUGUUGUGUUAUGAGUUUCUGCUAUAUGUAUUCACAGCUGUCAGUAAAUUUGGCCUCUGGUGAUAGGUCGAAAUAUGGGACAAAUCAUCAUGUCAUAUGUGACCGGUAGUCAUAUCAUACAUCAAUUGACUUCUUGUCAUGAUGGGUGAUUAACUUAUAGGGGGACUAUUUGUCAUAUCUUGUGACUAAUUUCCUUAUGUUAUUAUUUUAUUAAUGACAAAUUAUUGAUUUGUUACGUGUUUUGUUUGACAAUGUGUGCCUGUGUGAACAGAAGGUUUCUAACAUACUGAUGUAAACCUUGUGAACAAAUUGAUGUUUACCUGUGUUAGCAGACAGAUGUUUACCUGUGUAAACAGAGGAAUGUUUACCUGUGUUAGCAGACAGAUGUUUACCUGUGUAAAGAGAAGAAUGUUUACCUGUGUGUAAACAAGAAAUAUUUCCCGCGUGAACAGGCGAUGUUUUCCUGUUUGGAGAGACUGAUGUCAAUAGCUGUGGAUUCAUUAUGACACUGAUAAUCUGUUUUACAAAUAAUCAUCCACAUUAAGAAGUUGUAAACAUGCUGUUAUGUUGUUUAUACACCUGUGUUACAUUGUCAUAGUGAUACUCUUGUGUUACAUUGUCAAAGUGAUACACCUGUGUUACAUUGUCAUAGUGAUACACCCGUGUUACAUUGUCAUAGUGAUACACCUGUGUUACAUUGUCAUAGUGAUACACCUGUAUUACAUUGUCAUAGUGAUACACCUGUGUUACAUUGUCAGAGUGAUACACCUGUGUUACAUUGUCAUAGUGAUACACCUGUGUUACAUUGUCAGAGUGAUACACCUGUGUUACAUUGUCAUAGUGAUACACCUGUGUUACAUUGUCAUAGUGAUACACCUGUGUUACAUUGUCAGAGUGAUACACCUGUGUUACAUUGACAGAGUGAUACACCUGUGUAACAUUGUCAUAGUGAUACUCCUGUGUUACAUUGUCAUAGUGAUACACCUGUGUUACAUUGUCAUAGUGAUACACCUGUGUUACAAUGCCAGACACAUCACCUGAUGUUUGUUAUUUCUGAUGACAUAUGUUAAAAAGUGGACCAUAAUCAUGGCGGAUUAUUUCAAGGUUGACACAUAACGAAUUGGUAACUUGUGUAUGAUGAGAUAUUUGAGAGUAGUUAGGCAUGUGACAAAGGUAGGUGUAUCUGAUGUAAUGAACAAAAUCUGUCCUAACUUAUCAGAGGUAUAUGAUGAGGUUCUUUAUUCAGGACACUUGAUUACAAUAAUGGAAUAAGUAAAACCUUUGUAACAGUUAUUAAAACCCUCUCUGCUGAAAUGCCAUGUGCUCUGAUAUCAAUAUGUUGAGCACUCUAAUAUAGGAUAUGUUUGCAAUAUACAUAUAAUCUUUGUUAGACUGUAGGUCACAUAUGACCCAAAUUAAUAAAAUUCAAUAAGAUUGGAAAGUAUAACACAAACAUCUUCCUUGUUCUGGUAUCUUUAUAGGUGUACAGGUAGGAAAAGUGUGCCAGGCUCACUGUUGUUCAUAAGCUGUCUAAAAUGUAUUCUACAUCAGAAGUCCUGUAUGAGAAUACUUUGUGACCGAUUGUAAAUGCCAGUCCAGCCUCCCCCUAUACACACGUUCUUCAUCCAGGGGGUAUUACUCUAUACCAUAUACGAGUAGGUGUACCUGGUGACAUCUAGUUCAGGAAACAAACCUUCUAUAAAGUCUCUCAUGUGGAAUAUUUAUGUUGUAUUAAGAUGGACAGGUAUUCUAUUCUGUUAAGACCUGAUUUUGAGCAUGUCGGUGUACUGAAAUGGAUUUUCAAUUCCUAAAUUCAAUUAAAAGUAAUAAUCUAAAUACUAUGAUUGUAUUCACAGGGGCUUGACACACUCCUAUUACCCAGAAUGGAACAUUGAAUCCAAGGUUUCAACCCUCAGAUCACUUAAAAAUCAGGGUUCCUUCUGGCUCAUAGCAAUGCGUCAAGUCCCUGUGAUAGUGUUAUAUGAUAAAUGAUAAUUACAUUUAUGUGGAGGUUGACCAGGUGAGUUAAUCACAGUUAAAAUGGCCCUGCUGAAGGUAUUACUGCUGUUUAAACCAUCUCACGUUUGAUAAUAGAGGAUCUAAUGCAUUUAUGGAGAACUAAUUCAAAAGAAAUACUAAUUUCAUAUCAAACUAGACUCUUUAAUAUUCAUAUGACAUUAAUAAGCAUGUUCAAUUAUUCAAUAUGACAUGAAAACAAGUACCAGAUUCUAUUUCAAUAUUGUAUAACUAGAGAUAUAUGGUUACAUUUGUAUUUUCAAAGCUCUGUACGUGAAUAUCCUGAUUUGAAAGACUCCUUUUUUCACUACUGUGACCUUGUAGUGAAAUGCUAUAUAUAGUGAGAUAGUGUUUUUAAUGUCAAGGCCAUAUCUGUAAGACUCGCCUAUAUGUGUGCCAUGUUGUUUUUAUUAAAUGGCAAUAUAACAUGGUAGAUGGUCCCGGUUACAGUACACCUACUGUAUAGAAUACCAUAAGGAUUGAUGAAAAUAUACUUACUUUGGGAAUAAUCUAAUUUUAGUGCAUUGACUAAUGUUCACAGGAUAGUGAUGAUGAAUUGACACAUCCAUACCACAUGCUAUAUUAUAUAUAAUAGAGGUUGAAAUGAUAGAAGUGGUCAGUAAUAAGCAUGAUUAUAUUUGAGUGCAAUGAUUCCACUGUAAAAAGUGUAAAAAUAAGAUUACAGCGAAAAUAUUUAUGUACAAACUGUUUUGGUGUGUUAGAUGACUUUAUCACCAUUAUUAUCAGAAAGGAGAGAAGACAUCAGUCACAUCAAACAUUUUGAUCGUUUACUGAUGAUCUGUUGGAGUGUAUUUUGGUGAUCAAUUAGCUUACUGAUCACAACCCAAUAGUGAUUUCACAACUCUUUUUACUUGUAAAAUAAUAAUAUGGCUUCAAAAGACUAGUGUGAGUUAAAGUUUAUUGUUUAUAUUCUGGUGUGGUAGGCUCUGGUGGUGUGUAUCUUUCAUUUGUGAAUAAUUUAAAUGGAAUUGGGCUAUAAUUCACCAUAUCAAGUUGAAUACUGAAAAUCAAAUAGAUAUGUCCUUACAGGAAAAGGACAGGUAAAAAUCUAAAUAUCCACCAGAGCUAUAUCGUGAACUGGUCUCAACUUUUGUUUCUUUUUUCUAAGAAAGUAGCAGCAGGAGAAUGAUUUAUAUUUGGAAACACAUAUUACUGUUGCAUUUGAGAAGUCAUGACCUACAUUAUGGAAACACACUAUUUGGUUAACUCAUUGUGCCAAAUUUUAACAGAUUUUAAUCAUAAAAAUGAAUUGGCACAUCAAUAUUAUUUGCUGUAGAAAGAGAAAAUGUAAUCAUUACAUAAUCUAGCGCAAUGCUUCCAGCACACAAAAAAAGCUAAAAUAAGGUGACCAGUAAACUAUAUAAAUAAUGUUUACAGUAUCCAUGUGGACUGAUAUGGUGAUAUCACAGAUUAUAAUCAUUAACAGACAUUACACAGUUCACUACAUUAGGUACAUUUUUAAAGGUACACUAAUUACCAGGCAAUAAAUUAAGAAGCUAAUAAUUCAACUGAUGUGUCCACACUAUAUUUGCUGUUGUCUUUUAUCUACAUUCUGAUACUUACGAUGUGUAAUAUCCCUAAUGAUUUGUUACAGUCUUAACUUCAUACGCACUAUUAUUGUCCAUAGCAUCUCUCUACUAAGAUCACCUUCAGCCCGUAGCAUCUCUCUACUAAGAUCACCUUCAGCCCGUAGCAUCUCUCUACUAAGAUCACCUUCAGUCCGUAGCAUCUCUCUACUAAGAUGACCUUCCGUAGCAUCUCUCUACUAAGAUCACCUUCAGCCCGUAGCAUCUCUCUAUUAAGAUCACCUUCAGUCCGUAGUAUCUCUCUACUAAGAUCACCUUCAGUCCGUAGUAUUUCUCUACUAAGAUCACCUUCAGUCCGUAGUAUCUCUCUACUAAGAUCACCUUCAGUCCGUAGCAUCUCUCUACUAAGAUCACCUUCCGUAGUAUCUCUCUACUAAGAUCACCUUCAGUCCGUAGUAUCUCUCUACUAAGAUCACCUUCAGUCCGUAGUAUUUCUCUACUAAGAUCACCUUCAGUCCGUAGCAUCUCUCUACUAAGAUCACCUUCAGUCCGUAGUAUUUCUCUACUAAGAUCACCUUCAGUCCGUAGUAUUUCUCUACUAAGAUCACCUUCAGCCCGUAGCAUCUCUCUAUUAAGAUCACCUUCAGUCCGUAGUAUCUCUCUACUAAGAUCAUCUUCAGCCCGUAGUAUCUCUCUACUAAGAUCACCUUCAGUCCGUAGUAUCUCUCUACUAAGAUCACCUUCAGUCCGUAGCAUCUCUCUACUAAGAUCACCUUCAGUCCGUAGCAUCUCUCUACUAAGAUCACCUUCAGUCCGUAGCAUCUCUCUACUAAGAUGACCUUCCGUAGCAUCUCUCUACUAAGAUCACCUUCAGUCCGUAGCAUCUCUCUACUAAGAUGACCUUCCGUAGCAUCUCUCUACUAAGAUCACCUUCAGUCCGUAGUAUCUCUCUACUAAGAUCACCUCCAGUAACGUGUGGUAAUUGGUUGGUCAGUAGUUUCUCAUUUGUCAGUAUUUGCUCUACGCCCUAGUUGAUUCCAUGAAAACCUACUUGUACUGUUAAAAACGGUCAUUGGGAAGGACAGUUUGAGCUUGAUGUACUUUAGAUCAUUGCUGCACUACUUCUUAGAUCAUUUCUAAAUGAUUUAUGAUGUCUGUAUAUACGACCAUUGGUGAGAUGUUGAUGAAGUAACUUUGUGUCUGAUCCAGGUAUAUCAGUUAAAUACCAAAUAAAGAUAAACUAAAUGUGUCAAUGCAAAGGUAAUCUGUAACACUGAAUCACAUGCAGCUAUAGAUGUGUCAUUCUGUUACCAAGGUAACUUAUAGCACUGAAUUACGUGUAGCUUCAGAUAUAUUAUUCUGACUAAGAUAAUUUAUAACGAUUAACUAUGUGUUUGUCUGUUACCAAGGUACUCUAUAUCACAGAAUCACAUGUAGCAUAAUUUAUAUAUGUCAUUCGGUUACCAAGGUAAUCUAUAACAAUCUAGAUCACGUGUAGCGACAGAUAUGUUAUUCUGUAACCAAGGUAAUAUAUAACACUGAAUCAGGUGCAUCUACAAGUAUGUCGUUCUGUUACCAUGGUAAUCUAUAACACUGAAUCACCUGUAGCUACAGAUAUGUCAUCUGUUACCAAGGUAAUGUUACCACUGAGUCACGUGCCAUUCUGUUACCAAGGUAAUGUAUAACACUAAAUCACUCGAGCAACAGGUAUGCUAUUCUGUUACGAGUAUACAGGUGUAACAUUGUUUUUUUUCAGACCUGUUACUAAGCAACAUUUGCUACACUUUUAGUCUUUAUUACAAUUGUUGAAUUUUUUACUAAAGAGUAUGAAAAAAAAUCAUGAUUAGUUUUGAAUGUCUGCAUAAGUCGUUUUCGGUGCUUCGUGGGUGUAUUGAAGAGAAUGGCUGGCAGAAGAGAUAAAUAAAGUCACACUGGAUAAAA